Messenger RNA from Adineta ricciae, 930 nucleotides. Lineage: Eukaryota; Metazoa; Rotifera; Eurotatoria; Adinetida; Adinetidae. The record is from the annotation of a GenBank genome assembly.
AUGUCAUCUUCAAACAUUCAUACGACAGUAAAUUCGACUUCGUCUUCAACUGUGACGAAGUCUGCUUUACCUAGUGUUUUCGAAUUACUUGCACAAGAACGUUUAACCGAUUUGAUACGUCCUUGUCUACGACAAAUUUUAAAAUUUCUUCAUGAAAUCCGUCCGCUCUCUAAAUUUCUUCGCAUCCUUUAUCAAUAUAAAGAUGAAUUUAUUCUCUUAAUCGAGAGCAUUGUUCAAUGGCUUUAUCUACAUCACUAUUCAGCACUGAUCGGUGAACAUUUCUAUGGUUUGAAGCGAACAGCAAAUCACCGUCUCCGUUCAUUGAUAUUCUCUGUGUUUCUACCAUAUGUACAAUCAAAACUCGAAUCAUUACAGGAACAGUUACGUGCAAAUAAUACUAAUAAUCCUGGUGCAACAUUUCGCAUUCUUUCACAACUCUUACCAAAAGUUCAAAUUUUCAUCGAAGGUGUUUGUUGGCUCUAUCGCAUAGGAUACGCUUUCGGUAAAAUAGAAUAUUAUAGUCCAGCACUUCAACUAGCCGGUGUGAAAUUAACUUAUUUGAAAGAGCCAUCUCCCGUCAUUCCGCCAUCAACUGCCACCGGUCGACUUUUUGCACUUAUCAGUCAAAUUAUGUCGAGUGGUUUAUUUCUAAUUCAAUUUGUCGAUUGGUGGAAUAAUACGAACAAUGCAAAACAGAAACCGGCAAGUACCAAUGUCAUUCCACCAUUGCCAAACACGAACUCAACUCGUCAAACGGUUGCUAAACGUCAGUGUCCUCUUUGCCGGCAACCAUGCAAUGUUCCGACCGCAGUUCUUGGCUCCGGUUAUGUCUACUGUUACACAUGUAUUAGCGAUUAUGUCAACCGUUAUCAUCGUUGUCCAACAACGCAGCAACCGGUAACAAGUGAACAGUUAAUUAAAAUUUAUUAA